UCAGUUUUGCAGAUUGACAUUGUGUUAGCCACAUCUCACCAGUCACUGCCCAGCACUUAACACCGUUCAUGAUUUAGAGAACCAGGGUCUGCCAUUUUAGAUAUCGUAACGUUACAGUAUAGACAGUGUCACUGGUGGUCGCCUGUGGUUCUUGGACGUUUUAAAGCUAGCUAACUGUAGUGUUAGCAAAGCAGCUACAGGGAUGGCGGAGGUUCCCGGGACAUCAAGUGAGACAAUAACGGAGACCGUUCAGACUAGCACGCCGCCGCCGCCCCAGCAGGAGGGACGAAGUCUGACAAUCAAGCUGAGGAAGAGGAAGACGGAGAAGAAGGUAGAGUGGUCCAGUGACACGGUUGACAACGAGCAUCUGGGAAGAAGGUCUUCAAAGUGCUGCUGUAUUUACGAGAAGCCCAGACAGUUUGGAGAGUCUUCGUCUGAAAGCGAGGGAGACGAUGAUGAAGAAGGAUGCGGCAGUGCUCACUGUAUCCUGGGCCAUGGCAGGAGAGGGGCUGGGGGGCCCACGGUGCCCCCAAACUCUGGAGAGUCACACACCCACUGAGCACCACAGCUGAUUGUGGGGUCUGAGGGGUUUCUCACAGUGACAAUGAUGCAUUACAAAACUGCAGACAUUUUUUUCCUUUUCCAUCACUGAAGCGUAGACACACCUGAUGCUGUGUUCUGGUCAUGAGUCAGAAACUACCAGCUGCUGGAGCAGCCUCUGUACUGCUGCUCUAAAAAAAUCUGGACUACUGAAAUUAUUGAACCACAAAAUCCUCUUCUUCAGAUAAAAGCACAUUCAGUAUUGUGCCAAUUAACAAAUGUAACACAAAAGUACAAGUUCACACUUUAAAAUCUCUAACUAUUACAAAGAGAGAUGCUGUUUGUAGUCAAAUUUAAAGGAGCAUUAUGAACGCUGCUUUUGUGUUUCAGCCAUUUUACUACAAGUCAAACAUUGAGCAUUUUCCAAAGUAUGCCACUGUAGGAUGGUAAAAUCUGAAAUCCUUUUGUAUUUUGCAGGCAGCCACUGAUUCCAUUUAUUUCAUUGUGCUAUAAAAAUACAUUUUGAGGUUUGUGACCUGUCACACUGAACAUCUUUUUAAUUUUUGUCAAACUACUGUCCAAUGAUUUCUGAAUUAAAGGUGUAGGCAUUUCACAGUGCAGAGGCUGUAACCUGUGGCAUUUUUCCUUAAAACCAAAAAUCAGUUAAAGUAGUAGCUGACUAUUUUCGGUUAGUCAACCAUUGUUCAGAUUUGAAAAAGUUCAGCUCUGCUGUCAAUUUUUCAGAUUUAUUUAUUGAUAAAUUGUUUGGUUUUUGGGAAAGAAACCGUAAAACAUAAGCCAUCACAAGUUUGACAGUGUGAAGGUGACACUGAUAAAAAGGCUUGUUUUGACCAAAAAUUCAAAACUUUAGAAAUCUAUGCUAAUGUCAGUAUUGGUGAUUAAAUGGCUCAAACAAUCAUCAGCCUGCACAUACAAUAUGCCUGAAUUGCCACAGUAAAAAACAAAACAAAACAUUGAUUACAUAAAGUUUAUAUAAGCCUGGUUUUUAUACUUCUUACAAGUUUGACCCCUUUGCAAAAUAGUUGGCAGUAACUAUGUGAUUUGUAAUAAAUGAGCUAAAGCAUAAAGCCACUAGUUACAUACUCCUGUGGUGCUGGGUAGUGAUGUUGCCACAUUGAGAAAAACAAAGCAACAUGCAUUAUCAUUUCUAAACUGAACUGAAAAUUCAGUUCACAUUACAGCUAAAACACAUGCUAUUGUGCCAACUAAUGAAUGUACGUGUUAAAUUUAAUUUACAGAUUUGACAACAUGCAGUGCUGAUAACAGAACGAACACAUCAGUGGCUUGGUACGUUCUAGCCAGUUUUCACCCUUCUAUGACAAAUCAUAUUCAUGGACACCAUAUUUAUGUGGACCACACAUGGUAGUGCUAAAGAGCUUUGGUUGUCCAGCAGUACAGUUUUCAACCUGCAGUGAAAUGAGUGGAAAGCAAUGGCUGCCUAUUACAAAGCCUUAAACAAUUGUGGUCAUUGAUAGUAAUUUAAUUAGUUAAAGCAUUAGCUGUAAUGUCACUAUAAUGUAUUUAUAACAGAAAAUGCGGUCAUGUUGCAUUCCACCAAGCAGCAUUUUGGGAUUUCUGACAGUGAGGUUUCUCUGGAACACAGCAGACAGUACAUUAGGGACUUUGAAGAAAUGGAGACAGGGUGGACAUUAAAUGCUGCCAGGCUGUACAUUUUGCUUUUGACUCAGUGGCAAUGUUAAUUUUAUAUUAAACGGCACUUUUUUUUAAUGUA
Monopterus albus (swamp eel) is the source of this 2293-nucleotide messenger RNA. It is a transcript of the gene ppp1r11, whose product is annotated as protein phosphatase 1, regulatory (inhibitor) subunit 11. Bases 203 to 559 code for a protein of 118 amino acids. Gene Ontology annotation, molecular function: protein phosphatase 1 binding; protein serine/threonine phosphatase inhibitor activity. The transcript is spliced from 3 exons. Gene Ontology annotation, cellular component: nucleus. The record is from RefSeq and is a predicted model, not a curated record. Lineage: Eukaryota; Metazoa; Chordata; Actinopteri; Synbranchiformes; Synbranchidae.